This is a messenger RNA of Aureobasidium melanogenum CBS 110374, 816 nucleotides long. RefSeq lists its product as uncharacterized. The transcript has 2 exons. The record is from RefSeq and is a predicted model, not a curated record. The coding region runs from base 1 to 816 and encodes 271 amino acids. NCBI's taxonomy places the organism in Eukaryota, Fungi, Ascomycota, Dothideomycetes, Dothideales, Saccotheciaceae.
AUGGCUCGUCCACAAAGCUCUGCUUCCAGACAUUCGCGGCAGAAUACUGAUCAAGCACCUCCUCAGGCUAGAAACACCGCAGUCGCUAGAGCUCACAACACACGUUCCCGGAGGCCAUCUGUUAGACGCCAGCAUCAGCAUAAUCGACAUCAUCUAUCAGAAGAAGAUCGUUUUCUGGAACUCAGACGAUCCGCACGCAUAGCCAGACAACAACAAGACCAAUUACGAGAAGCUCAGGCCCAAGAACAGCAUCAAGAUUCUACAAUGGCAGACGUUGCACGCCGCACAUACGCUCGCAAUGACCACGGUCCUCGCAGUGUUGAACACCGCCGCAGUUCGACCCGUACUGAUACAUCCACCCAUUCUCGCCAACAAUCCUCUGCCUCUCCGUAUACCCUAACCAUCACCUGUGCCCCUCCCUCCUCCGUCUCCCCCUCUACUCCCUUCACAACCCGCAUCCUGAUCACCACCCCCCGGCGCCGCACACCCCAAAACCUGCUCGCCGUAGUCUCUCUCACUUCUGCUUCCGGCACACCUCUCCCUGCCGGCCACCUCCUCACCACUUCUCCCUCUGCGAAACUCAUGGACUCAGUCAGCGAACCCUCGCGUUCUGACAUCUCUGCUCUGGGUAGAUCUGCCAGAGGAGAGAUUGUAGGAGCAGCGGGGUUUGAGGGUUUGUGUGUCAGGGAACAGGGAGAGUAUCGCGUAAGAGUUACUAUUGCAAGGAUGGAGGGGGAUGGCUGGGAGGCUGUUGCUGAAGUCGACAGUGGUGUGUUUAGGGUUGUUGGGAGAAGUGUCAAUGGGGUCAAGUGUUGA